This is a messenger RNA of Enhydra lutris kenyoni (northern sea otter), 237 nucleotides long. RefSeq names its product keratin-associated protein 6-1-like. Bases 1 to 237 code for a protein of 78 amino acids. Gene Ontology annotation, biological process: keratinization. Lineage: Eukaryota; Metazoa; Chordata; Mammalia; Carnivora; Mustelidae. The record is from RefSeq and is a predicted model, not a curated record. The transcript has a single exon.
AUGUGUGGCAGCUACUACGGAGGUUGUGGCUAUGGAGGCUGUGGUUACGGAGGCUGUGGCUAUGGAGGCUGUGGCUACGGAGGCCUGGGCUAUGGCUAUGGCUCCAGCUAUGGCUGUGGCUUCCGCAGACUGGGCUGUGGCUAUGGCUGUGGCUACGGCUAUGGGUCUCGCUCCCUCUGUGGCUGUGGCUAUGGCUGUAGCUCUGGCUACCGCUCUGGCUUUGGCUGCUACUAUUGA